This is a messenger RNA of Hemicordylus capensis (graceful crag lizard), 2211 nucleotides long. Its product is annotated as sulfotransferase 1C2-like. Gene Ontology annotation, molecular function: sulfotransferase activity. NCBI's taxonomy places the organism in Eukaryota, Metazoa, Chordata, Lepidosauria, Squamata, Cordylidae. Gene Ontology annotation, cellular component: cytoplasm. The record is from RefSeq and is a predicted model, not a curated record. Gene Ontology annotation, biological process: sulfation. The coding region runs from base 1136 to 2056 and encodes 306 amino acids. The transcript is spliced from 9 exons.
GCCUGCCACCACCUAGAUUCCAAAGGAAUUAGGCAGGGGCGUAGCAAGGUUGGAGUGGGCCCAGAGACAAGAUUUUAAAAUGCCCCCCCGCUCACUGAAGCUCAGCUCAUGAAGUAAAGAAAUCUUAAAUAAGGCUGAAUAGUGGUAACAGUUUUGUAAAUUGUGGACAAUGCAAGUCAUUUAAUGAUAGUAUAGAAAGACACGCUGUUCUGGUAGCUCCAGGUCUAAACACUCACAUCAAUUUCGGAGGAUGAAUACAACUGAAGGAAGCCCGGGCUGGUGCGCGUCUGGGAGAGUCAGUCAUGUGACUUGCCUCGGGGGGGCCCCAAGGCAGUGGGCCCCCAGACAACUGUCUCCCCUUGCCCUAUUAUAGUUACGCCCCUGGAAUUGGGCAAAGGACUUAUUUUUGGUGAUUUGCUGAAGUUUACAUACCUUUAAGGUUUUUCUCCAUAGGGAAUGAUGGAUGUUUCAGCAGCCCCAUAAACUGCACUUGGUGGGCACUGGGGUGGCCCAGAGCGAGUGGUGGUGUAGUGCACAGAGGGUUCCAACCACCCCCAUGGGUUGCUAACCCACGGGGUACAGGGUUUUGUUGUUUCUCAGGUGUUCUGAGUGUAGAUUCUCUGAUAGCAUAUGAGAUUUUCAAUGACAAACCAUGAAUCCACUCGCAUUGCUACCAAAGAAUCUACACUUAGGACACCUCAGAAACAUUUUACCUUUAGCAUAUUUUACCUUUAGGUGGGCAUGACAUUUUACUUCAGCUCCAGCAGGUGGCACUAUCUGCUGCUAGGAGGCAAAGGCACUUGGCUGUCAUGCAUUCCUAUCCUAACAGAGUCUUCUCAGUUAUUGCUUCCAGGGCUUGGAACGCCCUUUCAGUGGGCAUCUGCUCCUCUGUCUCGAUCACAGUUUUUACAAAGCAGUGUAUGGUUCCUAAUUCCUUUUGCUAUCUGCCUCAGUCUCCUGGGACAAUUCAAUGGUAAAGAAUAAGCUGAAGUAAAUCAAUGAUGGAUACGUCACCUUAAGUCGCUCAGCAGGGAAAUGCUUGACUAACAAGCAGAAGGUUGCAGGUUCAAAUCACCGCUGGUACUAUAUCGGAAGAUGCUGAAAGCCAUCAUCUCAUACUGCGCGGGAGGAGGCAAUGGUGAUGGAUUUUGAAUCUAGUUCAGAUGCCUUUGACCCAAAGACACUCAAGCGCUCCAAACUGGUGGAGGUUGAAGGAGUCCCUUUGCUUGGCUUAAUAGCAGAGAACUGGGGUCCCACCUGGAACUUUAAAGCCCGGCCUGAUGAUCUUCUCAUCUGCACUUACCCCAAAGCAGGGACUACGUGGACUCAGGAAAUUGUGGACAUGAUCCAGCAUGGAGGGGACCCACAGAUAUGUGCUCGGGCCCCCAUCUACAAACGGAUACCCUUCAUAGAGAUGUGCCAGCCAAAGCCCAUCCCUUCAGGUAUCGAACAGGCGGAUGCAAUGCCUUCUCCGCGCACCCUUAAAUCUCACCUCCCUGUUCACCUUCUGCCACCUUCCUUCUGGGAACAGAACUGCAAGAUCAUUUAUGUGGCCAGGAAUGCCAAGGACACUGCAGUCUCCUAUUUCCACUUCCACUGCAUGGACAAGUGGCUACCUGAACCUGGAAACUGGAAUCAGUUUCUGGAUAAUUUCCUUGCUGGGAAGGUCACGUGGGGCUCGUGGUUUGACCAUGUUCUUGGUUGGUGGGAAGCCAAGGACCGUCACCACAUUCUGUACCUCUUCUAUGAAGACAUGAAAGAGGAUCCAGCAGAGGAAAUCCAGAAGAUAGCCCAAUUCCUGGGCCUAGAGCUCCCAGAACCAGUUCUGAACCGAAUUGUGCAGCACACAAUGUUCAAGAACAUGAAAGCAAACCCCAUGGCGAAUUACACCACUAUGCCUACUUGGCACAUGGACCAAGCUGUGUCACCCUUCAUGAGAAAAGGCAUCGUAGGCGACUGGAAGAAGCACUUUCUAGUGGAUCAAAGUGAACGGCUGGAUGACAUCUAUGCCCAUAAACUGGGGGGAAGCAGUCUGACCUUCCGAACACAACUAUAAGCACACGUUUAUGCCCACACUGAAACUUUUCCAGAAUGAAUCUGAAGUGCUAAUUUAGAUGUGCUUAACAAAAUAAACCUUGAAGCAAAAAGCAGGGACAAAUCACAGAUAAUUUUUAAGAAGUUCUUGGCUUUUGUAAAUGAAUUUUAAUGAAA